UAAGUGUUUCACCCCCUUCUAUAAGAGGGAAUUUGCAGAGGAUUUUGUAGAUUUGGGUGAAGCAAAGAAACAAGGUAAGAAACCUCUAGAUUGUAAAACUAGAGCCCUGUAGCCUUUUAGUGCCAUUCCUAAAGAACACUUCUACCUCCAGGCAGAAUCUGUCAUGAAUGGCAUAAAUCUCUUUCCAUGAGGGAGAAGCGGACGUGCGUUCCGAUAUUUUCCUUAAUUUUGAGCUCUGAUCUACAGCCCUGUAGUUUGAGAGUCUGCCCCGUCUUUUCUAGUCACGGAGGGUCUGGCAAGUGUAAACCUGGUCUCGACUGCUCUUUCCCAUGAUUUAAUAUUUGAUUGCGGACAUGGCAAACGUUGUGUUAUUGUACGGUAGGCGUGCGUGGUAUUUUGCAAGCCCACUUGAAAGCAAGGUCUCCUGAAGUGUUUUCUAAACUGUACUGAGUUGUUUGUUCGAUCCGCAUUAUCGCUGCAAAAUGAAAAGGUGAUUUCCUUGAAUGUAGGCUUUGCCAUUCUUCCAUGUAGAAGUGUACUGAAGCACACAUGCUCACGUAGUCUGCAGGCAUGUAACACGCUCCUUUGCUACCUCUUUUAGCCAAGGAUAGAUCGCUCAGCCUUGCUGACAUGAGCAGUCAUCUCUGUUUCAGUGAGACCACAGGCUACAGGAUUAGGGUUGCUGGUCGCCCGUUAAGCCCCAGAUGAGCUCUGGCAUUAUUCUGACAGUGUCUAAUUCUCCGUUGCCUUGCUUUUUAUGUAGCGCUCUUUUGCAAAGCGAGUGUAAAAUGCAACAGUUAUGAUUUGCUGGCAUUUUGCACUGGGGAAAUUUGAAUGCAAAAGGACUAUGCAAGGUGCAGCACAAUGGAGAUUCAAGCCUGGGAUCUCUAUGCAAAAAACCCCCCUUAAUUGUGUUCCACCAAUAUUGAAUAAAAAACCCAAAAAGGUGCAGGGAUUGCAGCUAGUUAUGUACUCCACCAGCUCUUUGCACUCACCCAGAGGUGUCUCGUACUUAACCUGGCCCCUGAGAGAGCAAUACAUGGAAAUCCUUCACAUUAAACAUGAAGUUUAAUAUUAUUUUAAAUUUUCAUUUGUUUCAGCUUUGCAGCUUCAUUUGAUUAAAAGGGAAUGAAGGUUGUUUUGUCAGUCGGGUUUGUUGACAAAAAAUGUAUUUAGAUCCGCCCUCCCUUUCUGCUAAUUAUAUAAGUUGUAAUAUAUUCAAGAGCAAAUAAACAGAAUGGCACAUCUGUGUCUAGAUGCGGUGCCAGCCUGGAGCUUUCCUGAACACAAACAUCCUAAAGAGAGGUUUUCAAACAGAUUUUAUCAUUCCUUUAAAGCAAGUAAGGCUGAUUGCAAGAUUUCUAUUAAAGAAACUAUCUGCUGUAUACUUGGAUGUAAGAUAGAAUUGCACUUAUUUUUCCUGCAACACGAUUGUGCUGUAAAUUAGAUAUAUUUUUCCCAGUGGAGAUUUUAACAAAGUCCAGCUGGUAACUUCAUUAGAUAGGAGGCACAACAACAUAUUUAAGAGGAUAAGAAAGCAGAUCUCCUUAUGAUUAGCUUAUGUCAAAGAUCAGCCAAAUGGCUUUUAGAUAUGUCACAGCCUUUAUUACCUUAAGUAUCUAAAGAACAGUGCAGGCUGAGCAAAUGCAUACUUGUGUUUGUGGGAAGCUUGCACAGUCAAGGAAACAUUAAAAAAAAAAGUAAUUUCAGUUUUAGUAUUGCAUGUAUUUAGUCUCACCUCCCAGAUGGAAGCCUCUGAUGUAGUGUUAAAUCACACGCAUAUAGUAAAGGAAUGUCGAAUAAGCUUAGCAACAUAAAUCUUUGCUGGUUCAUAAGUUUAAUCCAGCUGCAUCCUCAAAAUUGUCCUACUGCACCGGCCCAGCCUUGAUUAAAUCCUGACUUGGGUUUAGGGCUGCUAAAAAAAUCUUGUUUUUGUUGGGGGUUUUUUUUGUUAAAUAACUCGGAAAACAAAAAGAGAAAGCAGUAUUAAAUGCCAUUCAAAAGUGUUUAUUGGGGUGGGUCACAGAAUUCGGUUCAUCUGCGUAAAAGAGGCGUUCCGGUAUAAUAAUACGUUACUUCUGAUGCAUUAGUAAUUUCCAGGUGCCUCGCACAGGGAGAACUGCACUGCACAUAUGGAAAACAAAUGCAGAGAGCUGGUGGGACCUGCCUGACGUUACUCAGCAGGCCAGUGACAGCUGAGAAUAAAUGUCAGGCCUCUUCUGUCCCAGUCCCGUGUUCCGUUCUGUAGACUACUUUGACUCAUGCUGCGAGAGUACCCCUGGUUUUGCUGAACUAGGGCUCUGUUGCCGCAAGCAGUCGAAACCAGAACCUCCACGCUAGAACGGCGUCACCUCCAUUUCUUCAUCCAAGCAAGAACCGACACUUCAAAGGCUGGAGUUGCCCGAGCUGCUGCCUGACUUUGACCAAGGAGACGUUUUAAACAUAUGCUUCCCCUCUACCCAGUUACCGAGCCAAGUGAUUUGUUAUGAUGGAUCUCACAUGGACAUGCAGGAGGCCUUUUCAGCAGAACUUGGCCUAAACUAAGAGCUCACUAAGGAAGACAAGAAGCAAAAGAUGACAAACGAGCCCAUUAAAGAGCUGCUGGGAGCUCCCAAGUAUCGUGAACCCGUCACAAUGGAGAAGAGCAAUAACAAUGAAUGCGUGGUAACCACGGUCCCCUUGGUCAGCGAAUGCCAGCUGACAGCAGCAACGGGAGGGGCAGAGCUCUCUUGCUACCGGUGCACUAUCCCCUUUGGGGUGGUCAUCCUUAUAGCAGGGGUGGUGGUCACCGUCGUGGCAUACAGCUUCAAUUCCCAUGGAUCCGUCAUCUCAGUGUUUGGACUGGUCCUUUUGUCCUCAGGACUGCUUCUCCUGGCUUCUAGUGCCGUGUGCUGGAAAGUCAGGCAAAGAAAUAAGAAAGCAAAGAGACGGGAGAGUCAAACGGCACUUGUGGCGAAUCAGAGAACCUUGUUCGGUUAAAGACGACCAGGAAAAUCCCGGAGAGGAGAGAUCUCUUGUGUGUCUGUCUGACUAUUUAUUCAUGAGUUGGUCUGAGGGAUUAUGCUUCACAAUGGAAAUAGAUGGGAUGGAUUGAGAGAGAGACUCUAGGAGCAUCUCUGGAAUUGGUUGAUAUGACUGAAUGAUAUUUCUUGCCAAGACAGGGAAAGAAAAAAAUUCUCUUCUCCACCCCCCCCCAACCAAUUCAUGGAAAAUGAUUUCAUUGUAAUGGCAGUCCAGAGCUGUAGUCAGCGCUCUGAGGAUAGGGGAGAAAGCGGGGCCCUGUUAAAAUGAAGAAAACAAUCUGAACUGACCUGAUGGGACAAAACCUGCUUAAAAAUAAUGCAUGCUUGUGAGGGGUGGACUGAGAGAGGAGCUGUAGCAGUUGAACAGAUUACCAUCGCACAUCUGGCCAGAUUGCCUUUGAUUUAUAUUGUUCCCUGAAACAACAAACAAGCAAACAAAAACUGUGAUUGCUUCAUAAACUGAUUCUUGGAUCUCGGGACAUAUUUUGAGUUUGUUCCAGUGAUUUUAUCUGUGGUACUUUUAUUUCCUCUUUUAAACAGACAGUAAUAUUAACUUGUUUUACUAUUGACUAGAUGUAGGUAGCUAUUCAUAAUAUUUGUCCAACAUAAAUAACAAGGUAUGAGUAUAGCUUAAAAAAAGAAAGUGAGACUUUUUUUUUUGUAAAUUAAAGUGGUUGGAUUUAGCACUUUUGAGGAUUUUGAUAUAAAAAAGUUGUAUAUUUCAUUAAAAUAAUAAACAUUCAGUGCUGCUAGA
Molecule: messenger RNA, 3777 nt
Organism: Alligator mississippiensis (American alligator)
Lineage: Eukaryota; Metazoa; Chordata; Crocodylia; Alligatoridae
Gene: TMEM100
Product: transmembrane protein 100
Exons: 3
Coding region: 2575-2979 (134 amino acids)
Biological process (GO): cellular response to BMP stimulus
Source: RefSeq, a predicted model, not a curated record